AUGGAGUCGGAGGAGAGUCAGAUCUCAGUCUGGGUUUGUCGAGAGGAGAAGCUGGUCCUCGGCUUGUCAAAGCGCACGACCUGCGCGGAUGUUGUCAAAGUGCUUCUGGAGGACCAGAACUCGCAGCACGGCCUCUCCACGGCGCAGUCCUACUGCAUCGUGGAGAAAUGGAGAGGCUUCGAGAGGAUCUUGCCGAACAAAACCAAGAUUUUACGGCUUUGGGUCGCGUGGGGGGACGAGCAGAGGAACGUGAAGUUUGUGUUGGUGAAGAGCGAAGCGUCUCUGGCGAACCACGGAGCCCGGAGCGCAGAGGCGCGUGUGGUGCUCAGCAAACAGAGCCCCUGUGUUACCAAAGGCACCGCACGGUCUGCCAUGGGCGGCAUCUGCCCCGAGAAACAGCGGCGGAUUGUUCGGAAAGCUUUCAGAAAGUUGGAGAAGAUCAACAAGAAGAGGGCGCAGACGGCGCACAGAGACGCGUCCUGCGCGGAGAAGAUGGAAACUCUGGUUCAUCUUGUUGUUUCCCAGGAUCACACAAUCCGCCAGCAGGUUCAGAGGAUUAAGGAGCUGGACUCAGAGAUCGAGAGGUGCGAGGCAAAGGUGCACUUUGACAGAAUCAAGAGGCACGGGGUCAAUUAUGUGCAGAACACGUAUCUGGUGGACGCAGCUUCCAGCCAACAGGGACAGCAGCUGUGUCCACCAGAGACUCUGGCCCAGUUGGAGGAGCAUGUCCGGCAGUGCGAGGAACUGGUUCAGCUGCAUGAGGAGCUGCGGGAGCAGGAAGCCCUCAUAGACGGGAUCACGGCGCAGGUCCAGGAGGAGCUGAACCACCGCUGGAUGCAGCGCAGGACAGAGGAGCUGCAGAGCAAAGACUCAGAGCCCGGGGAUGGAGCAGCAUCCCUCCCCAGCGCACAGGCACACACAGCAUCCCACAAUGAGCUGCUUUUGGAAGGAGAGCGGAUCAAAACGCAGCUCGAUGCGAGUUUGUACAUCGGCCUGCGCCUCAACACGGAUUUAGAGGCUAUUAGGAGCGAUUUAGAGCUGACCCAGCAGAUUUACGGGGCGAGGGAGAAGGAGAUGAGGGAUUUGCAGGAGAAAGUCAACACUUUGGACAUGGAGGAAGGGACGGGCGGCGAGCAGGGACCAGAGACAGACCAUAAGGUGAUGAGCACUUUGGAGAGGAGAGGCGGGUGGGUGGAGCAGGCCAGGGGUCUGUCCAAAGCGCACAGUGUGGCCGACGACGACUCGGACACCGGCUUGAGCUCUCUGCACAGCCAGGACUCAGACAGCCUCCCAGUGUGGGAGUCACUGGUUUAGGCUCAUGUGACUGUUUGUCAGUUUGCAAAAAGAAAAAAAAAUCUGCAGUCUCAGGGAUCCAAAGUAGACAAAAACAUCAACAUAAUGCUUCCACAGGAGGGAUGGAGGGUUUGUAAUGUGUGUGUGGGAUCACAACAGCCCCCAUAUGGUCUGAAAGUGGUUUACACUUUGACUCAGUUAAUCCUCACCAACAAAGCUGUUUGACAUCAAAAUAAAU
Messenger RNA from Stegastes partitus (bicolor damselfish), 1531 nucleotides. RefSeq names its product Ras association domain family member 10b (gene rassf10b). Gene Ontology annotation, biological process: signal transduction. The transcript has a single exon. The record is from RefSeq and is a predicted model, not a curated record. Lineage: Eukaryota; Metazoa; Chordata; Actinopteri; Pomacentridae. The coding region runs from base 1 to 1314 and encodes 437 amino acids.